CACGGAAAGGUUGGUGCUUGUUUUGAGUUGUGGCUUUCACGUCACGCUUGAUUAUUAACACUUAUUUUGGGGAGUGUCCUCAUCGCCGAGAUCCAGCACCCAUUUGUGUGUAAGAAAGUCAAUUCUGUUUUGGUGGCCUGCUGUGUGUACGUGUGUGUAUACUCAUAAUACUGUCGACUGUUCUGUUUGGUGGCGAUAAAUACUGACAUCUUUGGCUUGACCACCGAGUGACAGAGUGACACACUGUUGUUGACAGAGAUUGUGUGACACGCUGAAGAAGGAGUGUCAGUUGGUUUGAUACCGUCGUUUUAAUGUGGCAGUGUCUCCAGAUUGAAUCAUGGUGAAGAUAGUCCCCUUCAAAGGUCAGAAGUAUGAGGAUAUUGUCAAGAGAUGUACAGCAAGUGGCAAGCCAUGGGAAGAUCCUGAGUUUCCUGCAACUAAUGCUUCUCUCUUCAAUAAACGAAGCUCUCCAGGAACUAUUGAAUGGAAGAGACCAACAGAGUUGAAUGAUAAACCUCAUCUUGUGGUAGAAGGCCCAAGUACAGGAGAUGUUAGUCAAGGACAGCUUGGUAACUGCUGGUUUGUUGCAUCAUGUGCUAACCUUGCACAAGAAAAGGAACUAUGGGAAAGGGUAUUACCCGACAACAAGAGUCAAGACUGGGAUGAUGAGAACCCUAAGCAGCACAGUGGUGUAUUCCAUUUCCGCUUCUGGCGUUUCAAUCAAUGGCUUGAUGUAGUCAUCGAUGAUCGACUACCAACUCACAACAAUAAACUAGUCUAUGUUCAUUCCAAAGAGCGGAAUGAAUUCUGGAGUGCCUUACUUGAGAAAGCAUAUGCCAAGCUGAGUGGUUGUUAUGAGAAUCUGGAUGGAGGAAACACUGCAGAUGCAUUGGUUGAUUUCACUGGUGGAGUUGCUGAAUCCAUCUCUCUAGUUGAUGAAAAUUACCUCCAGGACUUUGAGAAGAAGAAAAAACUCCACAAAGACCUGAAGAAGUACAGUGAGAGAAAGUUUCUAAUGAGUGCAUCUAUUAAGGUGAAAUCAGCUGAGGAGAUGGAAGCAAAGACUGAUGUUGGAUUGGUCAAAGGGCAUGCAUAUGGAGUGACUGCUGUAAAGACUGUCAAGCUUGGUGCUGCUGGCAUGUUAGCAGUCUUUAAUAAGGAGAAGAUACAUCUUGUUAGAUUGCGCAAUCCAUGGGGUGAGAAGGAAUGGAAUGGUGCCUGGAGUGAUGGGUCCCCAGAAUGGAACAAAGUAAACGAAGGUCAGCGCAAAAAACUGGGAAUCACCUUUGAUGAUGAUGGAGAAUUCUGGAUGCCAUUUGAUGAUUUCUGUUCUAACUUCACAAACUUGGUGAUAUGUCGUACACCUAAUAAGAGCUAUCUCAGUCUGCAUCGUACAUGGCAUGAGACUGUGAUGAUUUCUGCAUGGAAAGUUGGUCAAGGCAGAGCUAAUAGGGCAGGAGGAUGUAUCAACAACAGAGAAACAUUCUUGCUUAACCCUCAGUUCAUGAUUUCAGUGGAUAGUGAUUCUGAUGACAUCCUUAUAUGCCUGACACAACCUGACAUGAGAGCUCAACAGAAAGACAAUAAGACCAUGGGCUUCAAUGUUAUGAAAGUGGAAGACAAUCGUAAGUACAGACUCCACACUCCAGGUCAAAAGGUCAUCUACUCCACCUUCAUCAAUUCACGUAGUGUGUUUGAGAAGUGUACACUCAAGCGAGGGCGGUAUGUGGUUUUAGCAACUACUUUUGAGCCAGGGGAGGAGAGCCCGUUAAUGAUGAGGGUGUUCUCUGAUGAAGGAGCCAAGUGCUGGGAGUUAGUUAAAGAAACACCGUCCCGAUCCUUCAUGAGUAAUGUACGUGGAUAUCCACAAGUUGUGUCCAAGAUUACUGUGCUGUCUGCAAGUGGACUGCAGAAACAAGAUCAUUUUGGUGGAGGUGCAGACCCGUAUGUGUACUUGAAAUGGGAUAAUCAGACCACACGCUCAGCAACCAUUGAUAAUACACUCAACCCAGAGUUUAACUUCAGUGCUCUAUUGUAUCGCAAGAAACCACAGAACCCCAUCAUAGUGGAGAUCUGGAAUGCUAACGUUGUGAAGGAUCAGUUCAUGGGUUCAGCAGUGUUUAUGGCUCCAGUAGACAACCAACCCAAGCAGUAUACAUCUCCAUUACAUGGCAGAGGUAGAAAUGCUGAUGAAUCUAGAUCAGGCUCUGUUACUGUGGUGGUCCAUACCACUAAUGACCUAGAGGCAUUCUAAGCUCAUCACAUGACCCAUAGACAAGGAUCUGUUAGUGUGGUGGUCCAUACCACUAAUGACCUUGAGGCAUUUCUAAGCUCAUCACAUGACCCACAGACAAGGAUCUGUUAGUGUAGUGGUCCAUACCACUAAUGACCUUGAGGCACUUCUAAGCUCAUCACAUGACCCCCAGACAAGGAUCUGUUAGUGUAGUGGUCCAUAUCACUAAUGACCUUGAGGCAUUUCUAAGCUCAUCACAUGACCCACAGACAAGGAUCUGUUACUGUGGUGGUCCAUACCACUAAUGACCUUGAGGCAUUUCCAAGCUCAUCACAUGACCCCCAGACAAGGAUCUGUUAGUGUGGUGGUCCAUACCACUAAUGACCUUGAGGCAUUUCUAAGCUCAUCACAUGACCCACAGACAAGGAUCUGUUACUUUGGUGGUCCAUACCACUAAUGACCUUGAGGCAUUUCUAAGCUCAUCACAUGACCCCCAGACAAGGAUCUGUUAGUGUGGUGGUCCAUACCACUAAUGACCUUGAGGCAUUUCUAAGCUCAUCACAUGACCCACAGACAAGGAUCUGUUACUGUGGUGGUCCAUACCACUAAUGACCUUGAGGCACUUCUAAGCUCAUCACAUGACCCCCAGACAAGGAUCUGUUAGUGUAGUGGUCCAUAUCACUAAUGACCUUGAGGCAUUUCUAAGCUCAUCACAUGGCCCCCAGACAAGGAUCUGUUAGUGUAGUGGUCCAUACCACUAAUGACCUAGAGGCACUUCUAAGCUCAUCACAUGACCCCCAGACAAGGAUCUGUUAGUGUAGUGGUCCAUACCACUAAUGACCUUGAGGCAUUUCUAAGCUCAUCACAUGACCCCCAGACAAGGAUCUGUUAGUGUGGUGGUCCAUACCACUAAUGACCUAGAGGCAUACAUUCACUUACUAAGCCUGUGCGACAAGUGUCAAAGUUUCAAACAUUGAUUGGUUAGUCUAGGUGUAACUACCAUUAUUCAACUACUUGGUUAAUCGUGCCACCAGGACUGCUACAAAAAAUAGUUGUGACUACCUGCUUGGUGAACAAUUUUGUUAGCUCAUGGCAACAUAAAUUACUUGCAAAACACAAUCAUACAUCAGUGACACAAUCGUUAAAUUUAGAUUAUUCUUUCAGCGUUAAUUUUACUAUAUCGCACCUACGAUAAACAAUGUGCUGCAAUGCAUCUUGGGAAUUAAAAAUUUGACGUGACAUAGUGUCAAAGUUGCAAGUGUUUUGAGGAGCAACUAGUCAAUUAGUAAACUUGACUAGUUGCCGAGGCUUACAUGUACCUACACUGUACUGCUAAUGGCCUAGAUCUAAGCUGAUCACACGACCUGAGCCUAGAGGCAUUCUAUGCUGGUAUUUAUCUUCUAUUCUACCGUAGACCUAGAGGAAUUUUAUGCAUGUUUGUUUUACUCGUACUACUGUUGAACCAUAGUUAACAAGAUGCCCAUUUUACCUUGAGUUAAUUAUAACAUGCUGCUUAGGAUAGGCAUUGUUUGUACAAUGUUGUGCAUUUUGUGGUUUAUAUGUUUUGAAUCAGAGUAUGAAGUAUAGACCAUUUACUAGAAUGGCAUUUUAAUUAAUGGAUGGAAUCCUUGAGUCAAGCGAAAAUCAAAGUCAGUGCCCAGUAAUUACUGGCUGUUAAUUCUCAUUUAGAGCUACAGAAUACAAGAUAUCAUUUGACUCUAUUUUAUAAUAUUAGUUAUCACACAAGCACGAGUGGAAGACUGAAUAAAUAGCGCUUCAUAUUCCACGGGGAGGCGUUUAUCUUCAAGCAAACUUGACAAUGAGCAAUAUGCGGUGUUUGAACAGCUGUACGUAGUUUGCGUAUAGCUUCAAAUAGUGCAAUAUGCAGAUUAAGAACAGCGCAAUAACAAGGGUGUGAUGUGGGUCAGGUAAUAUAUGUUUAUAUCACACCUCUUGUUAUGGGUCGACCAAUCAGAAUCGAUGAUUCAAGUUUGCUUGAAGGUACUGCGUGUUGUUGACAUGAUUUCUUGCAUUACUUUUACAUUAUAUCUGAAGAUGCAGUGGUAUAUUUCCAUUUGUAGAUUGAAUGAACUGUUGUGAAGGGAAGCAAUGAAUUGCUGAUUUAAAUGUAGUGUAUAGUUGAUAGAAUUUGAAUAUUCAUUGACUUUUAUCCCGUUUGACUAGCUACCUACACACUGUAGAAUUCAUAGCUUCACAUGCAGUUGGUGACAUGUGUUGGCUUUACUUGACUUUUUAAGAUGCAUUCUUGAUUAAUUGUUAACUUAAAAAUUUAAUACACCUUUCCGGAAAUAGUGUGGUUGAACAAAUUCCAGCCCAGUAGGAUUAAAGACAAAUCUUUAAAUUCUAGCCAGAGUGUAAUUAGAAACAUAAAGUUUUCCUUGGUGAUCAAAUGUGUUAAUUAUGGGUAACGAGUAUUUCAAUACAUUAUUUUUGUAUGUAGACUUACUUUAAUUAUGGGACACUUAAAUCAAAAUGCAGCAAGUACAUGUACUGUCACAAUUUAGUGGACCUCAUAUGUCUAAUUAUAAGAACAAAUUGGUAAUGCCGUUUUUUAUCCAUAAGUUUUUUAAUGACUUUCUUUGUUUUUUUUAACUAAACUGAAAUUAUGUAAGCAGUGUAAUUGUUAUUUAUAUAUUGUUUAAGUGUAAUACAACUACUGGUAACUGUGUGUUUUUAACUAUUUUUAUCGGUGGUAGUUUAAUUGAAUCAACUGUAUAGUUUUAAAUCUGAUUAUCAAAGUAGGUUCUAUGAUUAUGGUAGAUGCAUACAUUCAUAUUUCAUUACUUACUAACAAUAUUUUUCUUGGCUGACUGAUUUGUAUAGAGGUAUUUAGAUAGAAAGCUUUGCAACACGGUGUAUCCCAUGUAACCUUUCUUACACACAUAGGUUUUUAAAUACAUUUAAUUCCUCAAAAAUGCUUUUGCAGUUUUUAAUUUGUUGUUUAACCAUUUAACAGGUGGGGCCAAUAAUAUGCUGUUGUCAAUAUUCCAUUGUUUAUAAUGUACUCGAGGGUAGGGUCCACAUUCACUGCUCAUUCCAAUAUUAUUGUCAUUCUUGCUUUUGCAGUGGGAUGGGAAAUCAUUUUGUUCAAGUAGUGGAUGUGUUUUUAUUAUUUAUUUAUACUUCAUUCCUUACUUUGUUAUAAUUAAUACUUGUUAAUGUUUUUUUAACCACUUUUAAUCAUGAUAGCCUUGAUUUAAUAUGUUUAACAGUGAGUGAUAUUUUUAUGGUACCUGGACUUUUAAUGCAGAGAUGACACGGAAACAAUGGGUGUGUUCGUUUAGCUUCCCUGUUUCAACCUUGCGGUGCUCACUCAGGGAGACCCUGACAAGAGCUAGUCGAUCGAUCACUCGCCCUUUCGUGGUGACGUCAUGCACCUGGGGCAGCCCCCAAGUGACCCACUCCACGAGCAGGGCACUGGGGGCUGACCCUGGUGAGCCCCUGGAAUGACGUCAAAGCUAUUGGAUAAUUCGUGGUCAGACCAGGGUUGACCCAGGGGGAAGCUAAUUGAACGCGUGUUGAGAGAGUGAAGUUGAGCAACAUUGCUAGUUAGAUUCAUUCAUAAUGCAGUUGUGUAAUGAAUUACUGUUCCAGUUAUGGCUUAUUGAAUGUUUAAAGCAGCAAUGGAUUUAGGUAUAUGUAGUGUGUAUGAACAUGACACUGGGAACAAUAUGAGAAGUUGUUAUCUUCAGAUGUAGUAAGUAGUUGUAAUAGUUGAAAAAUCAUCAUCAUCGAAUCUAUUUAUAUGUCAAUUUUUUUAUUAUAAAAUGCACAUCGAAAAUUCACCAGUUAGUUAUAGUUCAGAAUGCAUUAAAGUAACACACUGAGUUUGUGCCCCUUCAUAUGAAGUAUGAACCAGCCCCCAAUCAAUGUGAACCAAUAACAUCAUCAAUGGCAUCGGGUACAAACUUUAUUAUACAUUCCAUAUUGUGUAACCAGUAAUUGCCAGUUAGUUCCUCCUUCAUUUAGGGUAUAGAAGUGGAUGAUGACAUGUUUUUUAUAUGAUGUAGAAUAGUUGAAGUAUAGAAUUUAGCUUUUUAACUGUAUUAUGGUUAGUUUUGUAUAUCAUGAUAGUAUAUUCCUUCAAAUACAAGUCUAAUAAAGAAAUGGGACAAAUGAGAA
This is a messenger RNA of Asterias rubens (European starfish), 6376 nucleotides long. Its product is annotated as calpain-5-like. Lineage: Eukaryota; Metazoa; Echinodermata; Asteroidea; Forcipulatida; Asteriidae. Gene Ontology annotation, biological process: proteolysis. The record is from RefSeq and is a predicted model, not a curated record. Gene Ontology annotation, cellular component: cytoplasm. Gene Ontology annotation, molecular function: calcium-dependent cysteine-type endopeptidase activity. The coding region runs from base 338 to 2254 and encodes 638 amino acids. The transcript has 13 exons.